UAAUACUACAUACUGAAGUCUCGUACGACCCCUAUUCUCGUACACCGGUUCUACUCUGCCUUGAAUGCAAUAUGCCGUCCAAAACGGACGACACCGCAUCGACGACUGGGCAAGUCAAACAUGAUCUAAGGAAGGAUUCCAAGACAGAUGAAACUGCAUCGGCAACCAAGCAAGGCAGCCAGGAUACAAGAAAAUAUUCUAAAUCCGACGAUACCGAAUCGAUGGCCAAGGAAACCAGAGAGGGAAUAAGGAAGGAUUCCAAGGGGUUGACUACGGAAGAAGCUACAGAUUGCACGCAGCACUGGGAAGACCCAGAGCACCUCGCCCAGAACCAAAAGGAAUACAAAAAGUUCCAAGAGGACAGUCGUGCGCGGAGUAAUACCUCGGACGACGACGACGAGCAAGCCGACGGAUCACGGAUCAAGAAGCGCGGACGCGGCGCGAAUGCACAUGGGCAUGCAAGUACCACUGCAUCCAACAAAAAGCAAAAGACCAGCAGCAGCAGUGGCCCGCACGACGACGACGACGACGACGACGACGACGACGACGAGUAUCCAGCCGGCAGAGCAGGCGAUAUAACGCGGGUACCCACGGACGACCAAAAAGUGCAAUGGAAAGGCCCCCCAGGCAGCCGCAGCAUCGACGGCUCAGCGGUAGAAGUCGUCUACGAAGAGAAGAGGGUGGGUGGGAAGCAGAUCAGGGCAAGCAAGGAGGACCCGAGGGUCGUUGUGCAAUGCGAGGCGACGGGGAAGACGAGUGUGCACAGGCCAGAAGCCGUGUAUUUUGAUUGAGCGGUUAGCGAUCCGUAGUUUAGUAGUAUGUAGUGUAGUCAAGUCUUGGAUGGCAUGGCGGGAGUUUCC
Cucurbitaria berberidis CBS 394.84 is the source of this 860-nucleotide messenger RNA. RefSeq lists its product as uncharacterized. Lineage: Eukaryota; Fungi; Ascomycota; Dothideomycetes; Pleosporales; Cucurbitariaceae. The annotation marks the transcript as partial. The record is from RefSeq and is a predicted model, not a curated record. The transcript has a single exon.